CACCUAGGCAAGGAUUAGAAAAGCAUAGAGAAAGGAUGAGUUCUUUCGUACGUACUGGACGUAAGAUAGUAGCUAUAGGUAGAAAUUACGCUGCACAUGCCAAAGAACUAGGAAACGCAGUACCAAAAGAACCAUUCUUUUUCUUGAAACCGACUAGUUCGUAUAUCCAACCAGGGGAAGGUGUUGUUGAACUUCCCCGAGGGACUGUGGUGCAUCAUGAAGUCGAACUAGGAGUAGUCAUCGGUAAACCUGGUCGGGAUAUCACUCCAGAUGCCGCAUUUGAUCAUGUGGCGGGAUAUGCCUUGGCGGUGGAUAUGACAGCUAGAAAUAUACAAGAUGUCGUCAAGGCUAAAGGACUUCCAUGGAGUACAGCAAAAGGUUUUGAUACUUUUACUCCUAUCGGACCUUUUAUACCUAAAUCUUCCAUUCCGGAUCCAACUCGAGUCGGAUUACAUUUCUCUUUAGAUGGUCAAGUGAAACAAUCCGGUUUGACAAAUGGAAUGAUAUUUCCUAUUCCUCAAUUGAUCGCUUUCGUUUCUAGUAUCAUGCGUUUAGAAGAAGGAGACCUUUUACUCACUGGUACACCUCCAGGAGUAGGACCUAUAAAUCCUGGACAAACUUUCAAAGCUACUUUAACUUAUCCUGAACUUGAUGGACCUAUCUUAUCUUCUUUCUCUUUCCCUUGUCAGACUCGAGAAGGAGGGUACGAGUUUAAAUCUUAAAUUUUCAAUUUCUUAAUUCAAUCUUCACCAUCCUCUCGAGCGAUACUUGUUCUCGUCCUCUCCUCCCCUUGCUCUAUCUCCUCCCCCCUCCUUGUGAUCUGCCCAUCCUCAAUCGAAAAAUUGUUGUAGCGACCAAUGGUGGCGUACACUUCGAAUGUCAGAGUCAGCAAUAAGAAGAAAUGGUCAAAAGUGGUACACCGUAAUUAUGUCAUGGUGAAAUGCAUCUUGGGGUCAUUAUGGUUCA
This is a messenger RNA of Tremella mesenterica DSM 1558, 966 nucleotides long. RefSeq lists its product as uncharacterized. The coding region runs from base 36 to 722 and encodes 228 amino acids. Gene Ontology annotation, cellular component: mitochondrion. The transcript is spliced from 6 exons. Gene Ontology annotation, molecular function: acetylpyruvate hydrolase activity. NCBI's taxonomy places the organism in Eukaryota, Fungi, Basidiomycota, Tremellomycetes, Tremellales, Tremellaceae. The record is from RefSeq and is a predicted model, not a curated record.